CCGUUUAAACCCAUCGGGGGUGCAAUGAUACGAUACUAGCUACUUGUGGCAUCACAAUUAAACCAGAGUGGGUUUAACUUCCACAAAGUGUAGAAUCCUCAUCUGAAAGUAUGCUGUGUCGUUUUCUUCUGUUCUGGAUCUUACUGCGUUGUGCAGAUUGCUUUAGCGUCACGGUCCCCUCCAGUCCUGUUCUCGGGGUGCGUGGAGCCACAGCACAUCUUCCCUGUGCAUAUGAACCAGUCUCUGGCCUCUCUGAUUUGGUGAUCACAUGGCAACGGGAGGAAAACGCACAGGUGGUGCACAGCUUCUACUACGGGAGAGACCAGCUCGGUAGACAAAACCUUGAUUAUCAAAACCGGACAAAGUUAAAUCACCAGGACAUUCCUCAAGGAAACGCAUCCCUGAGUAUAGCCAGGUUUGGACUGAAGGAUGCAGGGAAGUAUGUGUGCGUAGUGAGCAACUCCAAGGGAACUGACAGAGGAGUGGUGCAUUUGGUCUACGCAGCUUUCUAUUCCGAGCCGAAGUUAAGCAUCCUUCUCAAUUCCACCGAUGUGACUGUCCAGUAUGAGAUGGAGGCUUACCCGAGGCCAGAGGUCAUGUGGCAGGGGUCAGGAGGUCAGAACCUCACUGGCGAUGUGGAGGUUACAUCUGAACCUGACGGAGGAGUGUUCUACUUAAAAAGCAGCUACAAAACCCAGAGUCCAGUGUUAAAUGUCACAUUUACUCUUGAAAACCCUGCUGUGCAUCAGAAGCUACAGAGGCAUGUUAACAUCAGCAAUGAUGGGAACUGGAGCUCCAGAACCCCAGUUGUGGUUCUGUCUACAUUGUGUUUUUUCCUCCUGUGCACGACAGGUCUGCUCUUAUGGUUAUACUGUCAUAACGUGCACAGAUGACCUCAUAUCCAUACAGGAAGGAUUGUUGAAAAGUAACUACUACUGCUCUUCCUAUAGUGCCUCCAACAUAAGUUUUUAUCCUUGUAUUUAAAUGAAUACUGCUGCUCUACUAGACUUUAUGCAAUACAGAUUUGGGAUGGAAACACAAGAAAAAAUGUUGAAGUGAUUUUUUUUUUUUGUAGCCAUUACGUUGUUUGUUUCACUUUGCUGUCCUAAAUUCCUCAAAUUCACUAUAGUGACUGUAUCUUGAGUUGUUUAGUGAACCCCCCCCCCCCACACACACACAAAAAGGUCAAUUUCAGGCCAUUUAGAGCAUUCCUAAAAAUAAGAGGGAGGAUGCUAUACUAUAAUGAAAUUAGAAUGAUUUACAUAAAUCAUAUUUUCAUGGCU
Molecule: messenger RNA, 1283 nt
Organism: Carassius auratus (goldfish)
Lineage: Eukaryota; Metazoa; Chordata; Actinopteri; Cypriniformes; Cyprinidae
Product: CD276 antigen homolog
Exons: 4
Coding region: 111-893 (260 amino acids)
Biological process (GO): regulation of cytokine production; T cell receptor signaling pathway
Cellular component (GO): external side of plasma membrane
Molecular function (GO): signaling receptor binding
Source: RefSeq, a predicted model, not a curated record